This is a messenger RNA of Sphaeramia orbicularis (orbiculate cardinalfish), 1742 nucleotides long. RefSeq names its product ras-related protein Rab-5C-like. Bases 266 to 925 code for a protein of 219 amino acids. Gene Ontology annotation, molecular function: GTPase activity; GTP binding. The record is from RefSeq and is a predicted model, not a curated record. The transcript is spliced from 6 exons. NCBI's taxonomy places the organism in Eukaryota, Metazoa, Chordata, Actinopteri, Kurtiformes, Apogonidae.
GAGGAAUCCAGGAAGUAUUUUUGUUACACAAGGCGGAAGCGUAUGAGCUGUUAAAUUGUUUUUGGAGCAAAGGAGAGAACGUCGUCAACGAGGGCUCAGCCUCUCCAUCUCUGCCCACCUUCUCUGGUCUUGGUCACCACCAGGAGUUUGGUCUCUGACCUCACUCACCAUCAGUGCCUGUACAUCUGAGCUCAGCUCCUUUGCACCUCUUUCGUCUGUUUUUUCAACCUUGCCCAGGUUUUGUCAUCCGUAACAGUCCCUGUCAAUGGCUGCACGUGGUGGAGGAGCAAGCAGGCCUAAUGGCACUGCAGCAGCAAAUAAAAUCUGCCAGUUCAAACUGGUGCUGCUGGGAGAGUCUGCAGUGGGAAAGUCCAGCUUAGUGCUACGUUUUGCCAAAGGCCAGUUUCAAGACAACCUGGAAAGUACUAUUGGAGCUGCCUUCGUGACACAGACCGUCUGUUUGGAUGACACCACUGUGAAGUUUGAAAUCUGGGACACAGCAGGUCAAGAGCGCUACCACAGCCUGGCUCCUAUGUACUAUAGAGGAGCUCAGGCCGCCAUCGUGGUCUACGACAUUACCAACACAGAUACUUUUGCACGAGCGAAAAACUGGGUGAAGGAGUUGCAGAGGCAAGCCAGUACCAACAUAGUGAUCGCUCUGGCUGGAAACAAGGCGGACAUCGCAAACAAGAGAGCGGUGGAGCUUAAGGAGGCACAGACGUACGCUGAUGACAACAGUCUUCUCUUCAUGGAGACCUCAGCCAAGACUGCCAUGAACGUCAAUGAAAUCUUCAUGGCUAUCGCAAAGAAGCUGCCCAAGAACGACCCCCAGGGAGCAGGGCAAGGAGGCCGGACCAGGACAGGAGUGGAUCUACAAGAAGCAGCGCCUCAGGGUCGCAGCAGCCACUGCUGUGGCAGCAAUUAGUACAAAACGAACUUAGUAAGCAAGUCCUGAACACGGUUUUCAGGACGGCUCAUAGCUAAAACCCACAGGCAGGGGAGGGCAGAGCCACUCGCCACUUCUGCACCUAAACUGAGAUUACAGAUGAGAUUAUCUGGAUCCACUUUGAUUAAAGGAACUUGUUUUAAAGAAUCAUAAGCUAGGGGGAAUGACCAAGAUCCCUCAAUACUUCAUUUCUGUCUUUGCCCUUUGUAUCUCUCUACCUACCUCCCUGUUCGUCUUCAACCUUUGUCUCAGUUGAUUCAGUUCUGUCUUAAAUAAUCUUUUCGAAGGGUGAUGCUGAGGUGGUCUCCAUUUUCCACAUUUGUUUGACUGUGUGUGUGCGUGCGUGUGUAUGUGUGUAUAUAAUAUGUAUAGAUAUACUUAUAGACACAUACAUACAGUAUAUACUGUAUCUGCAGUUGUUUACUUUUCUACUGUCAUUCCCCUGCAUUAAUCAUAAUUAUGAAAUACACAAAUAUUCAAAUAUUAAACCUAAAUUUUCAAUAUGACAGCAAUUAAUCCAAAAGGCUUUUUCAUCCGUCUGCAACUUAGAUCAAAUUAUUUUGUUCUUAAGGACCUGGCCUUGGCACAGUGUUAUAGAAGGCUCUAGACUCUGCUCAUUGGAGCAGGUCAUGAUUUAAUAGGCUACACAUCUAAAGAUGUUUCUGAACUGUACAACACAUGCAAUUAUCUGCAUUCAUUGUGUAUUGAUACCUGUAACACCAGAGAGUUGUUAGCCUUUUGUAAGAGAAAUGUGAAAUAACUUGUAAAUCUGAAAAGUAAUAAAUAACAAGAACGA